AUGUCCGACUCCCAAGACGACUCAGACGGCACGGAGAGCCGCCGUAAGAGAAUCCGCCAAGCCUGCCUCAACUGUAGAAGGAAAAAGGUCCGCUGCACUGGAGAAAAGCCGACUUGUAGUUUCUGCGUGCGACUGUCACAAAGAUGCCUGUAUGCUGAGGAUAGAAGGAGUUUGAAGAGACCAUCAAUUGUGCUACCAACUGGCGACAAAGAAGUGACUGGCGCUGGAAUGCAUACUAUCACAGAGAGGUUUGCCAUUCUCGAGAACCAGAUUUCAACAUUGCAGAGCACAAUCGAAAAAUUACUACCACUUGUCGAAAACCAGAACGCCGCGCCUACCAGGCGCACUCUUGAUCAAGUCAGCACUCCAGCGACAGGCAUACUUCAAACACCCUCAACAGUUCAAUCACCAGCAUUUGAUCGUCCCCAAUUACAGUCGCUCAUUUAUGCAGCAGACAUUUAUUUCCGCUUCUGCCAUAGUCAACCCUACUCCCUCUUCCAUGAAUCGACCUUCCGGCAACGUUUAGUGGACAACUCACUCCCUUCAUAUCUGCUAUGGGCCUUUCUAUCGGCAGCAAGGCGCUACUCGACUUUUCCAGUUGCUCCGCUCAACUGUGCUGAUGAUGCAUCGGCCUACGCUGCUAAAGCUUGGGAAUGCAUAGACCUUCCUUGGAGUGGUUCAGAUUCCCCAGAGAAGAUUUUAACAGUCAUUCAGACUAUCAUCUUGAUCGUCAGCACCGAAGUACCAGCUGGUCUCUGUACUCAGGCUCAUAUGAAGCUUGGCUUUGCCGUUCGCCUGGCGCAGAACAACAAACUGAAUAUGGAGCCAGACGUUUCGAUACCAGUCGCUGAGCGUGAAGAGCGCAGGCGAACAUUCUGGUCAUUAUUUCUAAUCGACAAGUUAAUUAGUCUUUCUCGUGGGCGAUUUUGCGCCAUCAGGGAUGAAGAGUGUAAACUAUCUCUUCCGUGCUCCGAAGAAGCUUUCCGGGAGAGCCGGGAAGAGCACACACCAAAGCUUGAGGAGUUGACUCAAGAUUGUGUGGAUCAAGAGGCAGUAGAUGGGUGUUGUCCAUUGGGACUCAUCGUAGUCAUGGUAUCGAUUCUAGGCCGAGUCUCUCACUAUGUGUUACACGACACCAAAACGCCCCAAGUUGCCUGGUCUUCGACGUCUCCUUAUGCCACUUUAUCAUCUACUCUUCUUCAAGCUGAACAUUACUUCACGAUGGACGAAAACACUAUGGAGAGUCUCAAGAAACGGUGCACUGUUAACGGAAUCCUUGAUCAGCACCUCGCAGGGUCAUUUAUUUUCGCCAAGGCCAUGUUCCAUCUGUCUCAUUGCCUGCUUCAUCACCCAUUUUUGAUUCAACAGCAUUUGCAGUCAGGCAAACAAAAAGCUCCAUCGAUUUUUAUGAAGACGGCAUGGGAAAAAUGCAGGACGCAUGCCAAGAGUAUCACAGAACUAAUGGAGAUGAAGAAUCAGAAUGUUUUGGUGUUGACAUCGAUGUAUGGGUAUUGCAUCAUGAUCGCGGGAACGAUUCAUGCUCUUUCGAUGAACGACGAAAGAGAAAAUGUCAGGAAGGAGAGCAAGGAACAUUACCGUGCUUCGAUUGAAUCUCUACAGGAUUUAUCGCGCUAUUGGGCACAUGCAGCGCUGAUGGUCAAACGGUUGGAACGGUUCCAUAACCAGUGCGAGACUCGUGGCCAGGAACUCUCCCCGUGCAAUUCCAACGUGGAGCGGCCGCCUGGAGAUGUCAAGGCGCUGUGGCAGAGCGUCGACUACACGUCGUUGUCAACCCCGACAAGACCUGGAAGUCCAACGUCGGCAGCACACAAUACGAGUCAGGAAGAUUGGGCACUUUCUGGAGAUAUGUUUGACUUUACUGGCUUUGGUGGGUUUGCCGAGGGUGUCGAUAUCUUCAGUAUCUCCCUUGUUGAUGGGGAUAUGAUGUUGGAUGGUGAGAUGCCAGUUAUAGGUGCUUGA
Messenger RNA from Fusarium venenatum, 1980 nucleotides. Its product is annotated as fungal-specific transcription factor domain-containing protein. Gene Ontology annotation, cellular component: nucleus. NCBI's taxonomy places the organism in Eukaryota, Fungi, Ascomycota, Sordariomycetes, Hypocreales, Nectriaceae. Gene Ontology annotation, molecular function: zinc ion binding; DNA-binding transcription factor activity, RNA polymerase II-specific; DNA binding. The record is from RefSeq and is a predicted model, not a curated record. Gene Ontology annotation, biological process: DNA-templated transcription; regulation of DNA-templated transcription.